Messenger RNA from Poecilia reticulata (guppy), 618 nucleotides. Its product is annotated as hemoglobin subunit alpha-B-like. Gene Ontology annotation, biological process: hydrogen peroxide catabolic process; oxygen transport. The record is from RefSeq and is a predicted model, not a curated record. Gene Ontology annotation, molecular function: peroxidase activity; organic acid binding; heme binding. Gene Ontology annotation, cellular component: hemoglobin complex; haptoglobin-hemoglobin complex; blood microparticle. NCBI's taxonomy places the organism in Eukaryota, Metazoa, Chordata, Actinopteri, Cyprinodontiformes, Poeciliidae.
AAUUCAUCAAAGCAGCUCUUUUGAUCUUCAUAUUUUCUCGCUGAGAAACUAAAGGCAGCAAUGAGUCUUUCCGACAAAGACAAGGCCGCGGUGAGGGCCAUCUGGGCCAAAGCCGAAGGGAAGGUCGCCGAAUUGGGAGGUGAAGCACUGGGCAGGAUGCUUGUUUCCUACCCACAAACUAAGACCUACUUCUCUCACUGGGGAGAUCUGAGCCCUCAGUCCGCCAAAGUGAAGAAGCACGGUGCCACCAUCAUGGCAGCCUUGGGAAAAGCUGUCAAGGGCAUCGACGAUAUCCCUGGUACUCUGGCCGCCCUCAGUGAGCUCCAUGCCUUCAAACUCCGGGUGGAUCCUGCCAACUUCAAGAUCCUGGGCCACAACAUCGUUUUGGUCUUGGCCAUGUACUUCCCUGCUGACUUCACACCUGAGGUUCACCUUUCCGUGGAAAAGUUCCUGCAGAACGUGGCCUUGGGUCUGGCUGAGAAGUACCGCUAAAGUCGCACCGAUUGUGUGAACAAGGAGUUUCACCAUCCCACAUCCUCAACACUCUUUUAAAACAUGUGGAGACUCGUUCAAUAAUAAUAAAUAAAAAAAAAUACAUCCGAGGAUGUUCAAUUCUCA